AGUGACACCAUUAAGUAUACGUUCAGCAGCGUAUUGCAUAGAAAGAACUAAAAAUCACCAUAGUUUAACUGUAUACAGAUUCAGUCAUGGCAGUCAAACUCAAAAUGUAAUACCAAAAAAAAAAUUUAAAAAUGCGAUAACAUUAAGUGCAGUUGUGUGUAAUUGUCACACUGCAAUUCCCCCUUCCUACAAGUCAAUGCUUCAUCGAAGAGUAUUACAGCGGCUACAUUAUUAACCAAUUUAAACCUAAAUCCGAGUGGUUCUACUAUUAUUUGGCGUCUCACCAUUUAACACUUAACAGGUUAAUGGUAGCAACAAAAUUUAACAAUCAGUGAACUUGCUAAAGGUUGUACCAAUUCUGUGACGGGUCUCCCAGACAGAGAAGACGGACGUUUAAUUUAACUUUUUAUCAACAACGUCGACGACAGAAACCGGACGCUACCCGUUUAUUCUCCCCACACCAAUAAAUCAGAAACGUGAACAUCGUAUAUAUGUGCAUGCAGACUGAAACGCAAUCAAGCAAAUGCCAAUGAUGGAAAACGAAACAACACUCAGCUGCAACCAGACUCAAACCAGCACCCCUUCGCCUGGUCCUGUGUCCCCAUGUCCCAGUGCCCCACCCCAUCAUGCCCCCCGCUAUGGCACUGUCAUCCCCAAUCGAAUUUUUGUGGGAGGAAUAGAUUUCAAGACAAACGAGAAUGAUCUGCGACGAUUCUUCUCCCAGCAUGGUUCAGUGAAGGAGGUGAAAAUUGUUAUUGACCGUGCUGGGAUUUCCAAAGGGUAUGGGUUUGUGACGUUCGAGACACAGGAAGAUGCUGAGAAGAUACUUCAUGAUGCUGACAGGCUUUGCUUCAGGGACAAGAGGCUCAACAUUGGCCAGGCCAUUCGCAAGCAGCAAGUGGGAGUACAUACAGCAGCCAGCUUCCCUGUGCCCAGCCCAAGCCCAAACAUGGCCUUUCCCGCCCCGGGGGGAACCAUGUACCUCACCACCUCCACUGGAUACCCCUACACAUACCACAAUGGCGUGGCCUACUUUCACAGCCCCGAGAUGAGUCCUUCAGCUCACCACUGGCCUCCCCGGUCAGUUUCUGGCUCUCCAGUCAUGGUGACCCAUCCCCCGACGGCAGUCUACCCCCCCCCGCCCGCCUUCCAUCCCUACCAGGCACCAGCCCAUUGUGUUACUGGACCAGUGCAGUGGAAUAUAUCCCAAUGUCCAGUGCCCAGCAGCCCCCUGCUCUAUGUCCAGCCUUCGGAGCUGCUGUACCAGCCAGUUGAGCUGGCGUCUGAUGGGGGCUGUGUUCUCCCUUCACUGUCCCUGCUGGAGGCGACCACUGCAGAGCCGUAUGUUGAUCACAUGGUGCAACCAGCCUAUCACCAGGUGUAUGCCCAGAGCCCUGGGGGAGUAGCACCGCCUGUCAUUCAGCAGGAGACAGCAAAGGAGCAGCGCUUUCACUCCAUUAGGCGAGGGUUCCCCCAUUCGCCGGUCAGCCUGAAGACACGCCACAGCCGCAGCCCCCACUACACCUACCCUCACAAGGAGUAUCGCACGGAUAUCACUGCCCUGUCUCCCCAGCCCAGUACGGAGCCCCUCAAGUAGAGCAGACAGGUCUGGUUUGGUUGUGGGCCAUGGGCCCGAUCUCCUGGAGGAGCCGUGCUCUGUAGACGGCAGGCAAGCCCACUGCGUAAAACACAACCUGCUCCCCUGCCUGAUAUCUACCAGAAAGCACAUCAUCAUACUUCCUGCUUUUAUUCACUCAGAUCCGCUCUGGGUUACACCGUCACACCCCAUUAAAUGUAAUGCAGCAGAUGCCAGUUAAUUAAUUGCACACCCAGGUGGUGCACUCUGGACUGGUAUUAGAGUUCAUGCUGCAUCUGUUUGCCAUCUGAUAUUAAUACUAAUUACUACACAUACAUGUUUAUUUUAAGAUCACAUUUUUAAAAAGUAUUGUGGAAAUUUGAGGAAACAAAGAAACAAGGCUGCCGGACGUCAGUAUUCAUGAACAGUGCUUUGCUCACGAUGACCAGAUUUCUCGUGAAUGCUUCACCCAUCUGUAGAAGUGGCACGAUUGCAAAAAAGGCACAAAAACUCCUUUUACCAUCAAAGUGCUAAGAGGUAAAUAAACUGUCUACAUAAACUGCAUUUGGCGCUUUACUUUAAGGAACAAAUUCUAGAAUUUUAGACCCUGCACCCUGAACUUGAAACAUACAGUGACAGAGAAACUAAUGAAAAACCACAUCAAUCACAUCUGAGAAUAAUGAAUGAGUGAGCAGAUUCUGUUUAUUGUAGUUAUGUUGAGACAGACCUGAACUUGAAAUGGGAAAAUGCUUCAGAGCUGUCUCCGGUAUACUGACCCCUCAGUGCUUGAACCUAAAACACUGUGUUUUUUACUACGGUGUCAUGUUGGGUUUCAGAUAAGAACACACCUACUAUAGCAGACUUUUUUCACUGGUUUUUUUUUUUUUUUUUCCGUUUUAAAGUAAUACAAAUGUAUCCUUAUAAAGUAAUUAACUGAGAAUUGCUAGCUGUAUUGAAACGUACAAUCAGAUAUCUUUGUUUACGUGCUACCAUAGCAGUUUUUGUCAAAAUGCCAAAUAAUUAGCAUUUCCUUUUAUAGGUCCAACUGUUUUGUAGUAUACCACUGUGCUUAAGCAGAGCAAAAGCUUUAAAUUUUUUUCUAGCAUUUCUGUAAUCUAAAACUAAAACUGUUCACUGCUGUUCAUUUUUUUUCUGAGAAUGAAAAACAGAAAUUUAAAGGUUUUGAAACGUGCCAAAAAGUCAAGGAUGUCCCUUGAAACAUUUAAAAAAUGGCAUUGAAGUUCCAUUGCAAGGCAGAAAGAUCCUUUCAUCAGUUCACAUAUUUGACACCAGGGGGCAGUCCCACAUUGGUCUUUACUUAAAAGCGAAAACAUUGCAACUGAAUAACACUAGUAUAAGUCUGCUGGGGAGGUUACAUGGUCCUGCCUAGAUAUCUAGCAUAUGUGGACAAAGUUUGUAGCAGAGAGGACCGGCUUGCUGUGAGAUCUGGCUUCAUGAGGUCCACAUCUGCACUUCAUUUCUGCUGCUGCCUUUGAGUAGAACCUGGCAGCCCAGUUUCCACAGAGGUUGAGCUUGGCACAUGCCAUUACCAAUCCAGACAGCGUAACCUUCUGAAUGCUGUAGUCUGUUGUGUACCGUUACCUCCUGUAUGUAGAGUGUGACUAACAUAUUAAUUUGCUGGCACGGUACAAGCUGUAUCCUAUUUAUACCUGUCUCUGACAUUUCCUCGGCCAAUAUAAUAAGUUAUCACAAAAUGUUGAAAUUUUUAUUGUUAUAGAGUGAGUAGGAGCCAAGAAAGUCAGAAUUUGGGGCACAGUCCGGUCAGUCAAGGCAUUCCUGCUAUCUCAUACACCAGUUCUUAUUGUUCCUCAUUUCUAUUGUUCUCUUCCUGUCUUGCCACCCUAAAACAAGUUUGUUUGAGGAUCCAAACUGUACAUUUUAUUUGCUGGACCUUUUGUAGCAUGGAAUAAUGUAAAUACAAGAUGGUGAGGAAAACUGAUACUUUUUUGCUGGGUCUGUGCAGGAAAAAAAAGAUUCUCUAGCAUAAGUCUUCACUUGCAUCAGGAUUUCUCAGAUGCAUAAAUAUUUUUGUAUUGUGUCUUUGCAUCUCAGGAAUGUGUUUUCUCCAUUACAAAAAAUACAAUGAAGUUUGCAAUGGAAAGAACAAGUUUGGAUGUUUCAGUUUAUUAGGCACAACAAAUUUAACUUUGUAUUUUUCUGAAAGAGUAGUUUACUUGAUGUUUACACUGACGUACUGAAUCCCAGUGGAUUUGUUAGAGAUAGACAUUUGCCAGAUUUUUAUGCAAGACAUCCAAAUUUAUCCUUUGUUUUUUCGAAAGCAAACAUUGCAUACAGUGUUUGUCCUUUUCAAGAGAUACUAGUGUUUUUCUUGGUUAGUUUUACAGCUUUUCUCAGCAGGACAAAUUAUUUUUCACUUAUUGUUUGAAAUUCUUUUUAUACAGUAAUGAUGACUAUUUACUUUCAACGCAGAAAGAGCAGCAGGGUGAUAACUGUCAGUGGUUACUGUCUGGACAGUUCCUUUUUUUUUGUUUGGUUUUGCCUUGGCAGCGUGCCUUGGCAGCUGGCUGCUCCUUUAUGUAUGUCGGCUGAGUACAAUUGCAUGUAUUUAAUUCUUGAACCUGACUUUGAAAACUUAUUUUUUUAUAUGGUAAAACGUGAUGUAUUUAAAAUACUGUAUUAGCAGAAAAUGGUGAGAACAUUCGUAGAGCAUUUCCCUUGGGACUGUUGAGUGAAUACAUUGCUGUCUCUAUUAUUUUUAUUAAUCAUUACAUGGUAUUAGUGUACAAUAGCUCUCAUAGAGUUCGGCACUGAAAUUUUCUCCGAUAUUUUAUUGCCGUUAUUUUUUGCGUGCAGUUUAUUUUUUGUUAUUCAAAAAAAGAUUUACCGUGGUGUCAUUCAAUUCACAAAAAAAUAAUUUAGUUUAAUUUAUGAUUUAAAUUUAUGAUUUAUGACAUCAAAAAGUCAACAGGUUAGAUUUUAAAUUGGUUCAGGUUGUUUUAUUAAUAAAAACAAUGACUGUUGUAGGUUUAUUCAUUUACUUGAAGUUGUAGAAGUUCUUUUAGGAUUGACUUUAGUUGGUUUUGUUUGUGUAAUUCUGGUAUUAGAAGUUGUGUUUUAAGUGCCUGGGCAGUUUCACACACGCUGCAGGAGAUAAGUGUAUUUAAACAUUUUGUAUUGAGUUGUCAUUUUUUUCUUAAUCUCCCUUAAAUUGUACCAUGUGUCAUUUUAGUGCAUCACUUAUAAUGAGAGUGUUUUAUGUUGGCUAAAUGUACUUUAAGGACGAUUAAGGACCUUAAUUUGAAAAUUCAUCACCCACCCACUCUAAUGCAUGCAUGAAGUGUUAUAUUUGUCUGUCUACAUCUUAAUGCACAUCAUAACCGAAUGUGAUUCUGUUUACUCAUAUGUGGGUGUGACCUGUGCCUGUGCUUCUGCCCUUGACCCAGUCUCUAGCUCUUUGAGCUGGUGGUCAGCAGUGACCACACAUUCAGUCAGAGCUGCUUGUGUGCUGCUUGCUCAUAAAUAACCAAAAAAGUAGGCUGCUUUGUAUAUAGUUUUAUAUUCAUGGGAAACUUUUACAUUUUGUAUAUCUAUUUCUAUUCUGUACUUUAUAUUUUUACUGCUUUACAAAUUGUUCUUGUUAAAUUUGAAUUAUUUGUAAUCUCUGUAUUGCUUUUUGUGCAUGUAGAUGUUCAAGAUGGGGGGUUGAUAUACCAGAAAAUAAAAGUGUUGCAGCUUUACAGUA
Molecule: messenger RNA, 5300 nt
Organism: Paramormyrops kingsleyae
Lineage: Eukaryota; Metazoa; Chordata; Actinopteri; Osteoglossiformes; Mormyridae
Product: protein boule-like
Biological process (GO): positive regulation of translational initiation; 3'-UTR-mediated mRNA stabilization
Cellular component (GO): cytoplasm
Molecular function (GO): mRNA 3'-UTR binding; translation activator activity
Source: RefSeq, a predicted model, not a curated record